Molecule: messenger RNA, 6438 nt
Organism: Otolemur garnettii (small-eared galago)
Lineage: Eukaryota; Metazoa; Chordata; Mammalia; Primates; Galagidae
Gene: MTUS1
Product: microtubule associated scaffold protein 1
Exons: 19
Coding region: 644-4468 (1274 amino acids)
Cellular component (GO): nucleus; cytoplasm
Molecular function (GO): microtubule binding
Source: RefSeq, a predicted model, not a curated record
CCCGGGAGCGCGAGAAGAACCAGAGGUGCAGGCGAGCGGGAGCCUGUCCCGGCGGCGCCCCGAGAAAGGAUUGUGCUGAGCAGAAGGGCAGACCUCAGAGCCACCCUCAGAGCGAACCCCCCAAAAGAGAAGAAAAGACGGAAAACACAUCUGUCUCCUGGCAGUCUUGGGCGAGCGAAUCUACUCUGGGUCAAGCUUGCUAUUCCGAGGAAUGUAGGGUCUCCAAGACCAUCACCAGAGCAUCAUAAGGACAAUGAAAGGACCAUCUUUCUUGAAGAUUUUGUCUAUGAUUCUGGAAAAUGCCUUCAGAAUAAGUCUGAAUUUAAGGCAUCCUGGUUUCUAGAAGACCUCUUAUUAAAAUGGUCAGUGCUGUGCCUUCUCCACCACUGUUUAUUGGAAGCCUGUACCUGGAUGGUUUGACUCCACAGGCCCACAGCUCCAGGGAAGUGUGCCUCGGAAUGAACCAAACCUGUGGCUCUCCCUGCAUCUGGGAACACCAAAUCAUUUCGUCUUCAAACGUCUUAGACUGUAAAACUUUCAACAGUACGGAAAGACUUAUAUGGUGGAUCAUUUUCUCUUCCCUCUCCUUUGAAAGGAAUUGAAGCAGAAAUACAAUGGGAGAGGCUUCACGUUAAUAUUCAGGAUGAAUGAUGAUAAUUCAGGUGAUAAGACAGGAGAUGAAUUGCAAUGCUUAUUUAUCAGUGAUACAAAUGGCAAUACGUACGCAUACAGCCCCAAGUCACCCCUGACACUAAACCCUUCAACCAGCGAUGUGAAUUGGAGUUCUGCCAACCCAGAUGACAUGGUGGUCGGUUAUAAAACUGACCCUGCUGGGGAUGACGGUGAAAAUAUUUCUUUAAGCCAUCGGUACGCUGAAGUGCUUGAUCACCAGAAGUCUUCAAGUGCUUUCAUUGGAAAGCAGGUGUUAGACAGGCAUAAGGGUCCCAUGCCUCUGUCUCCUGUGUUUGUCGCACAUGCAGAGAAGCAUGAAAAUCUGCAUAACAGUUGUUAUUCCCUAAAAACAGCUCAGGACCAGAGUGUUCAGCCACCUCUGCCUUUUGUGUGGAAGCCUAAUAAUGAUUCGAACUGUGCAGACUUCUCUUCUGCCUUGGAGCUAAACCAAACAUUUGAGGUAGAAGUGGGUAAAGUUAACUGCACCGAGUCACAUCAUGGCUCUGAAAACAGACCAUCUUUGCACGCUACUGAAAGUCAGCCACCAACCAGUAUGAGAAGUGGAAAGACAUCUCCUUUACCCUCUUCCACUUGGACGCCUUCCCAUUCUGAUACGAUCCAUGUAGGAGAAACCAGGUAUGAUCCAAAGAGCUUUGAAAACCCUCAAGCCAUUCCAUCAGAGGCCCAAGACACAAUUUACCCAGCAUGUUCUGAUGUCGUGAUGCAAACCGAGGUUCUUGUUCCAGAUAUUGAAAUUCAGUGUCAAUAUUCUUCAGGAAAGGUCACCAGUGAGUGCACAGAUGGGUCACAGGAACAACUAGUUGGAGAAAGAGAGAUACAAGCUCAAACAGCAGUUUCUGAUGGCAUGGACGUCCCCAGUGGGCCCGUAUUACAAGAGUUCUUUUGUUUAUCUGCGGAAGAACCAAAUAGUGCAACGCAUUCACGGAGCUCAUAUGGGCAAAAGGAAAUGGGCCAAAAUCUAAGAGAGACAGUGUCCAAUUGUCUUAUUGAUCAUGAAUGCCCUUUGGUGGUGCCAGCUUUUGAUAAAAAUAAAACCCAAGUGCUGAAUCCAGAACGUAAAGUUACUGUGACUAAAGACACACCAAUUGCCUCCAAUGAAAAGGACUUGGGAAUCCAGAAUUGUACCUCAGAGUUGCUACUAAGUGGCUCGCCAGGACAAAACAUGGUUUCGUCUUUUGAAUGGACUUGGGAUGAAAAGAAUAAGGUGGUUAGCACAAAUGAGAUGGUUUGUAUGUCAACACCAAUCCUGGAACCUACAAAUAUAAACUUUUCUGUUUCACCCAUCCGAGUGACAGAGAAAGGUAAAAAAGUGGAGAGGAAUAAUCGAGAGCUUAAAAACUCACCCAACUUGAAGGGAGCACCUGUCAACCUGUCUAAACCUAGUCUAGGAAAAUCAACAACCAAAACAAAUACCCUAACAGGCUGCAAAGUGAGGAAAACUGAAAUUAUAAGUUACCCAAGACCAGACUUCAAGAACGUUAAAGCUAAAGUUAUGUCCAGACCAGUGUUGCAGGCCAGAGACUCCGCAUUGUCAAAGGUGCCACCCAAAACUCAGGUGACCAGUGCCUCUUCACCCUCCUCAGCAUCUCCCUCAAAACAGUUGACUGUUUUGAACAAAACACCACGAUCUGACUUGACUGCGGACACAAAAGCAGAAAUCCUAAUUAACAAGACGCAUAAGCAGCAAUUUAAUAAACUCAUUACUAGCCAGGCCGUGCAUGUUACAACUCAUUCUAAAAAUGCUUCCCACAAGGUUCCAAGAACAACAUCUGCCGUGAAAUCGAAUCAGGAAGAUGUUGACAAAGCAAGUUCUUCUAAUUCACCAUGUGAGGCUGGGUCCGUGACCGGGUCCGUCGCAGCCUUAUUGCAGAAGAUCAAAGGCAGACUCCCUGUUGAAAUGGAAAGUUCAGACUGUCUGGCAAUGACCUAUGUUUCCAACAUCGACAGGAUUAGCCCCGAAAAGAGGGGUGAAAAAGAAAAUGAGGCACCUAUCGAAAAACAAGAACUGGAACAGAUUAUGAAUGAGACUUUUGAAUAUAAGUCUCUGUUUAUGGGUCCUGCCUCUAAAACUUCUGCCACCCCCGAUAGGACUCUCGCCAAGCCCGACUCCUGCAGUUUGAGGAAGAUACCUAAUUCAAAAGCCAAAGCCGGGGCUUCUGUUUCCUGUUCGAGGCGGAAUAGUGACAGUAGGAAUCUCAAUGCCGAUCGAGCUCUGUCCCCCCAGAGGAUCAGGCGUGUGACCAGCUCUGGAAAACCUGCAUCCUUGAAAACCGCACAGCCGUCUUGGGUGAAUUUGCCUAGACCACUUCCUAAAGCCAAAGCAUCUUUGAAAAGUCCUGCGCUGCGGAGGACAGGAAGCUCCCCCUCUGUCGCCAGCACCCACAGCGAUCUGAGCACUUACAGCAAUAACUCUGGUAAUGCUGCCAUCAUCAAGUAUGAGGAGAAACCUCCCAAACCAGCAUUCCAAAACGGUUCCUCAGGAUCCUUUUAUUUGAAGCCUUUGGUAUCCAGAGCUCAUGUUCACUUGCUAAAAACUCCUCCAAAAGGUCCUUCAAGAAAGAGUCUACUUACAGCUUUUAAUGUGGUUGAAAAGGGCAGGCAAAAGAAUCCCAGAAGUUUAUGUAUCCAGACACAGACGUCUCCCGAUGUGCUGUCCUCGAAAAAAACACUAGAAUUGGCUCAAUAUAAGACAAAAUGUGAAACCCAGAGUGGAUUUAUCCUGCAGCUCAAGCAGCUGCUUUCCUGCGGCAAUACCAAGUUUGAAGCCUUGACGGUUGUCAUUCAGCGCCUCCUGGCAGAGCGGGAGGAAGCACUGAAACAACAGAAGACCCUAUCUCAAGAGCUCCUGAACCUCCGGGGAGAACUAGUCACUGCCUCCACCACCUGUGAGAAAUUAGAAAAAUCCAGGAAUGAGCUGCAACUAGCUUAUGAGGGAUUUGUCCGGCAGCACCAGGCCGAUAGAACAGAACGGGAGAAUCAGCUGAAAGAAUUUUACACCAGGGAAUACGAAAAGCUUCGGGACACCUACGUAGAAGAAGCAGAGAAGUAUAAAACUCAGUUGCAAGAGCAGUUUGACAACUUAAAUGCUGCCCACGAAACCUCUAAGUUGGAAAUUGAAGCUAGCCACUCGGAGAAAAUAGAACUGCUCAAGGCGGCCUACGAAGCCUCCCUUUCAGAAAUCAAGAAAAGCCAUGAAAUAGAAAAGAAAUCACUGGAGGAUUUACUUUCUGAGAAGCAGGAAUCACUAGAGAAACAAAUCAAUGACCUGAAGAGUGAAAAUGAUGCUUUAAAUGAAAAGCUUAAGGUAGAAGAACAAAAAAGCGUAUCAAGAGAGAAAGCAAAUUUAAAAAACCCACAGAUCAUGUAUCUGGAGCAAGAAUUAGAAAGCCUGAAAGCUGUGUUAGAGAUCAAGAAUGAAAAGCUGCACCAACAAGACGUGAAGUUAAUGAAAAUGGAGAAACUGGUGGACAACAACACAGCACUGGUUGACAAAUUGAAGAGAUUCCAGCAGGAGAAUGAGGAGUUAAAAGCCCGGAUGGACAAGCACAUGGCAAUUUCAAGGCAACUCUCCACCGAGCAGGCGGUUCUGCAGGAGUCGCUGGAGAAAGAAUCAAAAGUCAACAAGCGCCUCUCCAUGGAGAACGAGGAGCUUUUGUGGAAGCUGCACAACGGUGACCUGUGUAGCCCCAAGCGGUCCCCCACGUCCUCCGCCAUCCCGUUCCAGUCCCCAAGGAGUUCCGGCUCCUUCUCCAGCCCCAGCAUUUCACCCAGAUGACACAUCUUGAACACUAAGAGACUGUCCGGAAGCAUUUGGAGACAGGUCUGUAGGACUGAUCCUCACGGUGACACGGGAGCACCGCCUUAGCGUACAUGGAUUCACUGCAGGAUAACUGGAAAGUCACCCCCGGAAGCGGCUACUUCUGAGACUGGAACUCCGGAGGAAGACUUUUGACCCAGUCCCAAAGACACCUCCAAAAAAGAUUUCAGAACCGACCCGGACAUCGUUGCACAGAGCACUUAAAGAACGAGAGAAUCUUGUUUAUUGCCUUUUUCACCUAAGCAUAGGGGGAAAAGCUCUCAGGGGCCUAUUCAGAUAAAGAUGUAUAACCUUUCUACUGUUCUUCACCCUAGACACCUUCUUGUGAGUUUUAUUGGGGUGUGAAUGAGGUGGCCGUACCAGGUGUCUGAUGCAGCCGCCUUCGCUGCGUAUGGAGUCAAAAGCCGGAGAAUCAGACAGACAUUUCAGCAAAGCCAUAGCAUAGAAAGCAAUAGCUGCUUACGUUAUGAUCCCCACCAUCUCUGCUCAGCCCUGUGACAUGCUGGGAAGAGGCUAUCGUGACAGGAGACGCUUUGACUGUGUCACUGUCCCCAUUCUGUUAACUUUCUGGGAGUUUUUCAAUAGUCAGCCAUGUCCACUGAAACCAGAUUUUUCUGUCGAUUUUUUACUCAGCCCUGUGAGCCCAACGCUAUACCACGAUCCAUUUUCUCAGGCUUAUGAGUAAAUGUAGAACCCUAAUUUUUCUUAAAAAUGUAUAUAAAGAAAAGAGCAGAACCCAGGGAUGGUUCUGCCUUAUUUUUACCUUGAUCGAAGCUGUUCCUGCAGAUUUAAUCUGUUGUCCUCUCUCCCAUUAGCCUCCUUCUCCCCUCUGCUCUCUCCCUCCUCCAGAGCCACAGAGGCAAACCACCUCCCUGCUUCUCUCUGGGACGCAAGGAUCAAGGGACGUCCUUUUCCAGAGCCAGCUCAUCUUCAAGGUGCUGAAGCCACUUUCCAAAUACACUAUGGCCUGGGUCUGAUACUAUAAAUUUGAAAAAAAAUCUUAAAGUCGAGAACAAGAGAAAGUCACUGGCCAGUAGAAUUAAAAUAGGAUUCAGUGUUUAUGGAUGACUAGAAGCACCUUGACCUUGACUACACCAGUGAUGCAGGAUUUAAGAGAAGAAAACAGGGUAGGAAGACCACGCUGAUUUUUCAGGUACCCUUUGAAAAAUCCUUUUGUGUUUGGAAUGGCCAGCCAGCAAAUGGAAAGUGUGGCUCUCGUGUGACUCUGCUCCAAGAAAUGUUUCCAUUUCUUUCCACACCGUCACUUAUCACCUCCCCCAAUUCUGAGACUUUGGUAAAGGCAGAAGGAAGGAAGUACUGUGGCUUCCUCUCCUCUCCCUGCAUGUGUCAACAUGGCAGUGUCAGUAUUUACUAAGCUGCAGUCAGUGGCUGGACAAAUAGCCCCUAUGGUAAGAAGAGCUUCAGGAAUAGAGGUGAAUAUUUGAGUCAUUUCCAUGUACACUGCAUAGCAAAGUGAUAGUCACCGUGCAUGUUUUCUUUAAUUCGUGAUUGUGUCUGAAGUCUGACUUCCAGUAGCUUAUGAUGUAUGUCACUUUCCCUGUUUGCUUUCAGUAAGUAGAAACAGAGGUUCACUGCCACUUCCUGGAGUGUCUCUGCUCGUGCUUCCAACUAGCCAAAGUUGGGUUGGUUUGCCAUUCAUCCCCCACACGUGGUAAAUCUCAUACGGUUCCCUGCUGUCCUCCACACUGUGUGUCCGGGAAAUAAAUCUUACAGCAAUUAAUAGCAAAUGUUCUUCAGAGAACAAAACAGAGAACCUUUUUUUAAAAAACCAAAUAUUUCAUGUAGGAUGCAAAAUGUCAGCACGUCAUAAAAAUAUGGAUGUGUAAACAACUGUAGUUGUCAGUUUUUAGCGAUGGAAAGUGUACUUUACUUUGAUCAAAUAAAUAAUGCUGGAAUAUUCAAUAUAA